GUCGUCAGUGCAGUCUUCCUCGUCAUCUUUCUGUUCGGAAUCUUCCUCUUCGCCGCUGACAUCCUCGUCAUCGUCUGUCGAGGAUGAGGACGAGCCAGAGCCAGAUGAUUGGCUUGUAGCCGAAACCUGCGCAGACUCGUCUGCGAUAGGACGAACUAUGAUCUCCGCCCUUCUGUACAAGCAAGGCACGGGGCGCUCCGGUACGGUUUGCGGAGGUCUCGCGACCGCGUAUAGGGCCGAAGUGCAUUGCUCAUGAUCAGGGAAGACGUGGCGCAGGAUUAUGAACAGCAUGUUGAGAACCUCCGGCGAGACAAUUCUAGGGUGCUCCGCGUCGCCGCUGCAUCUGUCCAACAAUGCGGCCUGAUGAAGCGCAGAAGACAGAAUGCUAUCGAUAAGACUUCGUUCGUCCUUGCUAAAGGUCUCAUCCGGCGCGAAGCAUUCAUUGCCGCCGCGGAUGCGCUCUUCGUGGAUAUCGCGUAUGCUCGGGCAAACCGAUGAUGGCAUCUGAUUCCGCAGAGACGCGGGGAGAAGGGGCUGCAGCAUACUGAGGAAUCGCGCAACAGAGGGCGGAGGCGCUGAACACUCCCCGUCAAUCUGCAUGCCUGACGAGCACUUUGUGAUCAUGUGGCGCUUGAGCUGAAAAUCGGGCCUCAGUCUACGACUAGGCCCCGCACGAAUGGCGUUGCCGAUGAGCUGGUGGUAAUGGU
Messenger RNA from Schizophyllum commune H4-8, 707 nucleotides. RefSeq lists its product as uncharacterized. Lineage: Eukaryota; Fungi; Basidiomycota; Agaricomycetes; Agaricales; Schizophyllaceae. The transcript has 4 exons. The coding region runs from base 253 to 498 and encodes 81 amino acids. The record is from RefSeq and is a predicted model, not a curated record.